UCGGUGUUUGUCCGCCUCUACUAAACUGAAUGGACAUGAAAACAAAAAAGUAAUAGUUAAGAAAAAGUAAUACUCUGCCAGUUUCACUCUAUUAUAGUGAAAAAGCUUAAUAAAGACGCCCACAUAGAGUAUAAACAAUUAGAAGAGGGGCAAACAAAAAUGGACAUCUCAAAAGCACCAAACCCACGGAAACUACAAUUAUGUCGCACCUACUUAAUGACUGGCUUUGCCUUCCUGCCGUUCGUUUGGGCCAUAAAUGUUUGCUGGUUCUUCGAUGAAGCUUUCCGUAAACCUCCAUAUCCCGAGCAGAGUCAAAUAAAGCGCUAUGUUAUAUACUCGGCGAUUGGAACCCUUCUGUGGUUAAUAGCCUUGACUACCUGGAUCAUCAUAUUCCAAACGAAUCGAGCAGCUUGGGGCGCAACUGCAGACUAUAUGAGCUUUAUAAUACCACUUGGCAGCCCUUAAUGUACAUACUAUAUACAAAUAUUUAGACUCUAGUAUUAUAUUAACUCAUGAUAUUAAAGAAAGACAUGUCUUGGACAAGCUCAAAGACCCACUAAUAAAAAUAACAAUUUCUAUACAAAA
Drosophila sulfurigaster albostrigata is the source of this 585-nucleotide messenger RNA. It is a transcript of the gene pen-2, whose product is annotated as gamma-secretase subunit pen-2. The transcript is spliced from 3 exons. Lineage: Eukaryota; Metazoa; Arthropoda; Insecta; Diptera; Drosophilidae. Gene Ontology annotation, cellular component: gamma-secretase complex. Bases 160 to 465 code for a protein of 101 amino acids. The record is from RefSeq and is a predicted model, not a curated record. Gene Ontology annotation, biological process: Notch receptor processing.